AUGGUGCUUGGAAAAGGUGCAUCGAGUUCAUUGAGCAUGAAUAAGGUUGAUGGAGCUGAAGAAAUGGUUGACAACAGCAACAACUUCACUGUGCUAGUUGCUGAUGAUGAUCCUCUCAUCCAAAAACUCCAUGAAAUGCACCUCAAAAAAUUUGGACUAAAGGUUCAAGUGGUUGAAAAUGGAAAAAAGGCUGUUGAUCUUUGCCAUUUUGGAGCUACUUUCAAUCUCAUUCUAAUUGACAAGGAAAUGCCUGUCAUGGAUGGUGCUGAGGCAACCAAGGAGUUGCAAGCUAUGGGAGUGAAUAGCUUGAUCGUUGGUGUAACUUCCCGUGAUUCACCAUAUGAGAAGCAAGCUUUCAUGGAGGCAGGAUUGGAUUAUUGCUUUGAAAAGCCAUUGACUGCUGAUAAGAUCAACUUUCUUCUCCAAGAGCUCAAUAAGAACAACUGAUCAUGAUCAGUUUGGUUGAAGUUAUUUGACCAUGGAUUAUGUUACUUCUUAAGCCAAAAAAAACUUAAACUUUAUGGCC
Messenger RNA from Durio zibethinus, 526 nucleotides. Its product is annotated as two-component response regulator ARR22-like. The record is from RefSeq and is a predicted model, not a curated record. Lineage: Eukaryota; Viridiplantae; Streptophyta; Magnoliopsida; Malvales; Malvaceae. Gene Ontology annotation, biological process: phosphorelay signal transduction system.